Strongylus vulgaris is the source of this 1140-nucleotide messenger RNA. The record is from the annotation of a GenBank genome assembly. Lineage: Eukaryota; Metazoa; Nematoda; Chromadorea; Rhabditida; Strongylidae.
GAAUCAAUCGAUAUCGUUUGGUGGUCUAAUGUUGUAUGCCUGCCGCUGAUCACAAUGGUUGGGCUUACAUGUAAUUUACUUAAUAUCGCAAUAUUAACCAGCAAUAAAGGUGCAAAGCGAAUACCAAGCUGGACACUCUUGCUAGCUCUUGCCAUAUGUGAUUGUUUAUUCUUGGUGUUUGCUAUAAGUGACACCUUUAACAAUCCCUGCUUUGGCAUUUUCACCACUUUUCAAUUUGAUUUAUUCACAUAUUUCACUAUAUAUCAGGGUUUUGGCUUCAACCUUCUACAAGAGCAGUGUACUGUGAGUGAUUUCCUCGAAUUUGCAAAAUUUACUCACUCACAAUCGUUAUAUUAUAGAAUCGUUGUUGCCUUUAAUGUUGAACGAUACAUCUGCGUCGUCCAUCCCUUCAGUUGCCAUCGAAUUUGUACUGGGCGAACAUCACGAUUCGCUAUUAGCGCAUGCUUUGUCAUCUCCUUUCUUUGCUCUCUUCAAUGGCCAAUUUGUUAUGAAGUUCGAUACUGUUAUGAUCAUAUUGCACAGGAAUUUCUUUAUGUGAUCCUGUUAUCAGAAAAUGACACCUUAAAGUUCUAUUAUCGAUUGAUGGACUAUAUAUCGUUGAUCGCUUUUAAUAUCUUGCCUGUCAUCUCAUUACUGGUAAUGAACUGUAUGAUUAUUGCUACUUUGCGAAGAGUUGUAGCCGAAGAUGCUAAGAAGGAAGAGGAGUCGACGCGACUCGCGGACGGAACCCUUGUACCGGAGUCAUCAUCACAUCGUUUGAAUCCUAACGCUUUGCUAUUCGCAGUGGUAUUUAUGCUACUUAUCUGUGUUGGACCCCAGGCACCGGCACGGCUCCUUUUUGAUGUGUUUGGACAAUAUCAUCCAAAAGCUAUUGUAUACACUUGUGUUUCUCAACAGCUCGUCUUCCUGAAUGCAGCGCUGAAUUUUGCGCUCUACUGUCUCGUUUCAAAGCGUUACCGUAUCCUUAUGCGACAAACGAUUAAACGUCUUCUGCGGUCCUUCAAGGCUGUUGAUCGCCCAUUGAAGAUGAGCGCACGUCAGAGCAAGAGUUCGACAGCGCCGGCGACGUCGAUGGAAGAAAAUCACAGUCGAAAUUUGAUGCUUGUACAUGCUGUAUAG